Messenger RNA from Diaporthe batatas, 4467 nucleotides. RefSeq lists its product as uncharacterized. Bases 1 to 4467 code for a protein of 1488 amino acids. The transcript has 3 exons. NCBI's taxonomy places the organism in Eukaryota, Fungi, Ascomycota, Sordariomycetes, Diaporthales, Diaporthaceae. The record is from RefSeq and is a predicted model, not a curated record.
AUGAACUUAUUUCCCUGGAGCUCACGCGGCGGCGGCGACGGCACAGGCACAGGCACAGGCACAGGCACAGGCACAGACGCGGGCCCUGCCCCAGGCCCUGCCCCAGGCCCUGCCCCGGCGGACGCAGACGCGGGCGCAAGGGUGAGGCCGCCGCCCUUGGAUCUGGGUGAGAGGCCGGUCGAUGAUGCCGAGAAAUGGAACAGAUCGAGGGCCCGCUGGGACCUCUCAAUCAAGCCCGACGCCCCCGAGUUUGCAGGGCGGCUGGCCGAGUUCGAGAGGGCCCUGGACCCUGGCUCAGGAAAGAGCAUCGACCAGAUACUCAGGGACCACUUCUCCAACUACGAGGUGCACAAGUUCAGCGGGUGGGCCGACAGGAAGCGCGAGCCCGACCUGUACAGCCAGCAGAAGAGAGACGCCGAGGCCUACAACGCCCUCCUGGCAACACCGCCGUGGGACAGGGCCGCGCCCCAGGCGUUUCUCGCCUUCAAGAUGACCAUGUUGUUCUUUGGGUUCUCUGUGGAGCCCAUGAAGAUGAACGACUACUUCAAGCUACCAGCAGGGUCCGGGUUGUUUGGCCUUGACGACGACGGCGACAGCGACCUGGACGACGACCAGCGCACGUUCGUGCCCGAGGAGAUGCGGCCACUGCGUUUCCUCAACAGAUAUGGCAAACGCAGCUACGGCGCUGACAAUGGCCACAUGAUGCCGGACCCGAGCUUUGAGAUGUACUACGGCCUGCCAUUUCAGCCACCAGCAGACGCCCAACGACAUGCCGGGCACGGCGGCCAACCAGCCACAGGGGCUCAGGAUGACAUGCGUAUCCGUGGCAGAGGAUUAGGCGAGGACGGGGAUGAGGACGAGGACGAGUUGAUGAGCGAUGGCUCGGUGGAUGGCACUUCUUUCUGUUCCGACUCGCCGCUGCCAGACGCGCCCGAUGUUGAGGCUGCCGGCGGAGACGAGGGCGGGCGGGAGGUGCAACUCAGAGGCGGGGCAGGAGAAGCAGAGGGCGGCGGGAGCUCAGAGGCCGGGCUGUACGUGAUGUCGUUCUCUGGGUUCGUGUACUGUCCCACGCUGGGGGCGGGGGACCUGUACGCGGCCAUCGACGCGGUGCUCGCGCUCAAAAGACGGGCGGGGGCUCAGAUCAGCGUGGCGGUCGUGCGGGCAACGCAGGGGCAAGGGCAGGCCGAGGUCGUACGGCUGGAACGCGUUGUGCUGGGGGACGAGUCGGGGGAGAGGGAGGCGCACGACAGGCUGGUAACGGCGUACACGCACGCAACGCAGGAGGCCAAGCCGGGCAACCUGAGGAUCUUUGCGUGCCACGCGAGCAGCGAGAGGGCGCUCGAGGAGCUCCGGAGCGGGGGCGGCUCGAGCAACUGCAUGCCAGGCGACUCGGACGACACCUUCCUCGUCUUGAGGAGUUUGGGGGACCCGAGGAGGAACGGGGCCUACCUGUGGAUGCCACAAGGAGUCGGGGAGGAGAUUGCGUCGAGCCUGUACGCAGGGUGGUUUAGGAACGUGGUGCGGAUCUUGGGGGGCCCGCAGCCGGCCGAGCAGGCGUGGCUGGUCACCGUGCGCCUGGGCAGCGAGGGCGCCGGGACGCCCUUCCACUCCGAGUCGCCGCUGCCGAGAGAGGUGUGGGAGGCCAUUGUCCGACAGCGCCGUGGCGGCACCAGUGGGCUCUGGGUGACGCUGACGCCCUUUGAAGGGGGUGCCUUUGUGCAGGUGCCCGGCUACCACGGGCCGCUGCCGACGGCGGGGCACAGGCUGGGCCUGGGGCAGGUAAUAGGGCUGGCCUGGAGCUCCGUGGCGGAGCGCGACAGGGCGGAGGUUGCCCACAUGCUGGUGCGGCGGCCGGGACGCGCGAGCCCGAGCUCGGACUCGGACGUGGUGACCCUCGCGUGCCGGAACGGACAGGUGGACCGCACGGCAGCGGGCUACCAGGCGGCCGAGGCACGGGUGGGUGAGUGGCUGAGGCACGGGCUGUUCCUCACCGUCACGCCGCAGUGGGACACGUACCGCGGGCUGGUCGCGGGCACGGCAGACCACGUGGACGUGCCGGGGCACUGGGACUGGCCGAAGGUCAGGUCUCGUGUCCUGUCAACCCUGCAGCGCGCCGGGCCCGACCCCGAGCACACGCACGUCCUGCGCGUCGACCAGCGCACAGCCCAGGGCGACGCCAUUGCCCUGGACCCCCUGCAGAGGAACAGGGUCGUGUCCCACCUGAGCCUGGGCACGGGCGAGCGCGCUCGCGCCGACUGGGCCUCCUUCAAGGCCGCCCUCUCGGUGAGGGACUUUACCAUGGCGCUGGUGCCCAAGUCGGACAGCCUCGCGAGCCCGCUGCCGGCGGGCCCUGUCCACGCUGAUGCUGCUGCCCUGUGGCACCAGUGGGGCUGCAACCGUCCCGCUCCCGCCCCGGCUCCCGCUCCCGCUCCCGCUCCCGCUCCGACCCGGACCUCGGCUCCCGCUCCUCCGUCAGACCGCGUCGCCGUCACCACCACCGGCCAUCAGCAUCAUGACCACCAUGACCAUGACCAUGACCAUGACCAUGACCACACCCAUGACAGCGACCAGGGCUUGCUGCACCAGGGCGUGCCGCAGCUCGGGGCCGGCGUGGACAUGUUCCAGUCGGGCAAGUACUACCGCGAGCAGUCGUUCGCCACGCCGCUGUCGGUGCAGGUGGGCGGCCAGGCGCCCAGGUUCCCCAUCAACGCGCCGCCCAUCGAGCACAUCCGCCGCCCCCGCGGGCCCGGCGGCAUCGAGUCCGACUCGAUGCCCAUCGUCAGCACCCAGGUCAUGACCCCGACCGAGCAGCGCUCCCUGCAGCAGGCCUUCUUCCAGAUGCGCUCCAUCGCCCUCAACCGCGCCCAGCAGUGCCCCCACCAGGGCUGCCCCGCCUUCUUCCCCGUCGGCCCGGACAACAUGGCGGCCUUCCACAAGCACCUCGCCGACAAGCACCUCGCCUCCCACUGCCCCUUCUGCGACGACUCGCUCUUCCAGCACGCCUCGGCCCGCGACAAGCAGAAGCACUUUGUCGACAACCACUCCGAGUACUUCUCCGCCCCCGGCGACCUCCAGGCCGAGGCCCUGCUCGCCGCCACCACCGCCCCAAGGGGCAACGUCCACCCCAGGGAGGAGCAGUUCAACUUCUGCCCCCGCUGUGGCCGCAACCACCAGCUGCUGACCAGCAAGCCCGACCGCGUCCACCACGACAACGCCUGCUUCCCCGGCAACGAUUCCACCCUCCACCCCGGGCCCUACUGCACCCGCUGCGGCGAGCCCGACCGUGCCCCCGCCGCCUCCCGCGCCGCCACCAGCCACCCUCACCGGCAGCACCAGUGCGCCGCCCCCGCCGACCCCGCCGACCCAAAACCCGCAACCUUCUGCCAGCACUGCGCCCUCGAGUGCCACCGCCUGCCCCUCUCGUACGCCAGGCGCCACCUCCUGAACUGCAAGCCCCUGGCCUCGGCCGCCGACAACUGGUGCCCCUGGUGCGGCGUCGACCUCAAGUCCGGCCCGCGCGCAUCCCGCCUCAAGCAUCUGGCCGUCUGCGUCCUGAGGCCCGCCUCCGGCCAGAACCCCGUGUCUACCGACUCUGGCAUCCCCCUCGACAGCCCUCGCGACCUUCAGGCUCACCGGCUGAGGCACGGCCUCACCGACACGGGCACGUUCAGCCGCAAGACCAGGAUCGCCGUGCCCCCGACCUGCCCCGUUGCCAGCUGCCGCGUUGAUCUGACCUCGUGGAACGCCCAGGGCCUCUACGACCACUUCCAGUCCCAUCCCGACAACUCCCUCGAGCCGGGCGGCGGCCUCAAGAGCUGCCCCUUCUGCAAGUGCAACUUUGAAACCCGCGGCUGGGCCACCAGGGCCGAGAAGCAGCAGCACUUUGACGACCAUAUCAACUUCAGGCAGCGUGCCCGCCGCGUGCUCAAUGACGAGAUCAUCGGUAGUCACCCGGACCGGAACAGCCCUUCGGUCCUGCAGGCUCUCGCCGCACUAGACCAUGACCAGCUGGACAAGACGGCCCAGACCGAAAGCCUUAAUGCAGAGAUUGCCCGCCUCUCCGAGACCGUCAAGCGAUUGGCCGAAGACAAUCGCAGGUGCAGAGACGCUCAGCGUCAACCUUCUGGGCAAACCCCGCGGCCCCCACAGCCCCUAAACACGCCACCUAGUUCCGGUGUGAAACGACGUACGGCUGCUAGGGCCUCAAGACCCAGCCCUGCCGGUGCGCAGCCACCGGCCAAGAGGCACAGGACUGCUCAUCGUGGCACGUCAGGCACCAACAUCCCGGGCUUUUCCACUGGGCGCCAGGUCUUUGGAAGCGUUCGGGACGACGAGGAGGAAGAAGAUGACGAGGAGGAUGAGUCUGCGCUGAGUUCUGACGUCGACGUCGAGGACGGAAUCAUCGACGAAGAAGACCUCGAUGACGAUGUAGAGGAAUAUCACGGAAGGGGGCAACGGGCUGGCUAA